UCCGCUGCACUGCAUCAGAAAUCUCAGAGCAUCCAAAGGGAGAGAAAGCCAGUCUAAACACAGUCAAAGCUUUGUAAAGAGAGUCAUUGGAAGUUGUACUCAUCUUUGCGCACUUUACUCUCUCUCUAGACUGGAAAAUUGUGUUAUUCUAGGGUUUUCGUUGCUUCACGCUUCCUCUCGGUUAUUCCUUGUGGAUCAAAAGCUUCUCAGGUCGUGGAAUGUGAGCAAUUCCUAUUUGCAGGAUUGAAGAAGCUGAUGGUUUGUGGUUUGCGACGUGACGUUUGAGCAUCUCGUUCGUUUUAUUUAACUGAUAUGGCUUCUGGUGGAAAGAUGAAUUCGGUAGCUGGAAGACCUAAGCCUGAUGCAAUGCUUGUUGACAAACUACCUGAGGAAAUCAAUGAGAUGAAGAUCAAAGACGAUAAACAGGAAAAGGAUAUGGAAGCUACUAUAGUGGAUGGAAAUGGAACUGAAUCAGGCCACAUCAUUGUAACAACUAUUGGCGGUAAAAAUGGUCAGCCCAAGCAGACCAUUAGCUACAUGGCAGAGCAGGUUGUUGGACAGGGUUCGUUUGGAAUUGUCUUCCAGGCUAAGUGCCUAGAAACUGGAGAAACAGUUGCAAUUAAAAAGGUCUUGCAGGAUAAGAGAUAUAAGAAUAGGGAACUUCAGACAAUGCGCCUUCUAGAUCACCCUAAUGUCAUUUCACUCAAGCACUGUUUCUUUUCAACCACAGAGAAGGAUGAGCUUUAUCUUAAUUUAGUUCUUGAGUAUGUACCCGAGACAUUGUAUCGUGUAUCAAGACACUACAGCAAAGCAAACCAGAGGAUGCCUAUGAUUUAUGUCAAGCUCUAUACAUAUCAGAUCUUUAGAUCUUUGGCUUACAUCCAUGGUAUUGGAGUUUGCCACAGGGAUAUAAAGCCUCAGAACCUGCUGGUAAAUCCUCACACCCAUCAGCUGAAGCUCUGUGAUUUUGGAAGCGCCAAAGUUCUGGUGAAAGGUGAACCGAAUAUUUCAUACAUCUGUUCUCGCUAUUAUCGUGCACCUGAGCUGAUCUUUGGAGCUACUGAAUACACAACUGCGAUUGACAUAUGGUCUGUGGGCUGUGUUCUUGCAGAACUACUUCUUGGGCAGCCUCUCUUUCCUGGUGAUAGUGGUGUUGAUCAACUUGUCGAAAUAAUCAAGGUUCUUGGGACCCCAACCCGUGAGGAAAUCAAAUGUAUGAAUCCAAAUUACACAGAAUUCAAGUUCCCACAAAUCAAGGCUCACCCAUGGCACAAAAUCUUCCAUAAACGCAUGCCACCUGAGGCUGUAGAUCUCGUCUCAAGGCUUCUCCAGUACUCUCCAUACCUGAGGUGUACUGCGUUGGAAGCUUGUAUCCAUCCAUUCUUUAAUGAGCUCCGCGAUCCCAAUACUCGUCUUCCUAAUGGCCGUCCAUUGCCACCUCUAUUUAAUUUCCGGCCCCAAGAGCUGAAAGGAGCAGGUCCAGAACUCCUAUCCAAAUUGAUACCAGAACAUGCAAAAAAGCAGUGUGCCUGCCUUGUCUAGGUUGUGUUGUAACUUUUAUGGAGUAUUUAUCUUGUGUAUACUUGUAAUGAUUUGCAACUACCAAAUUGUAUUAUCUGCAGUGGCUGAAGAUUUAGGAUGCUCUUCAAUACUUCAUUAAAUACUCGACUGACUUAUGACUUAAGAAUACUGUUACCCCUGAUUGUUGUACCUCUUUCUUUUUGCUUAGACCUGCUGAAUGCUGAUGGCUUGGCCCCAGCCUCGUGUUUCUGUAUUUGCUGAUUAACAAAGCUAUUUGUAUUUCUGUUGCGGGUUGAAUAAUUAUGCUAGCUUACCAUAAA
Messenger RNA from Ipomoea nil (Japanese morning glory), 1841 nucleotides. Its product is annotated as shaggy-related protein kinase epsilon. Gene Ontology annotation, cellular component: cytoplasm. The record is from RefSeq and is a predicted model, not a curated record. Gene Ontology annotation, molecular function: protein serine/threonine kinase activity; ATP binding. The coding region runs from base 313 to 1542 and encodes 409 amino acids. The transcript is spliced from 13 exons. Lineage: Eukaryota; Viridiplantae; Streptophyta; Magnoliopsida; Solanales; Convolvulaceae. Gene Ontology annotation, biological process: protein phosphorylation; signal transduction.